Messenger RNA from Capronia coronata CBS 617.96, 1221 nucleotides. RefSeq names its product tyrosinase. The transcript has a single exon. Gene Ontology annotation, molecular function: oxidoreductase activity. Lineage: Eukaryota; Fungi; Ascomycota; Eurotiomycetes; Chaetothyriales; Herpotrichiellaceae. The record is from RefSeq and is a predicted model, not a curated record. The coding region runs from base 1 to 1221 and encodes 406 amino acids.
AUGCAACUCCGUCACCUUCUACCGGCCUUCUUGGCGGCGUAUGGCGCUCAAGCCGCGCCAGCAUCGGCAGAACAGGUCGAGAACAGCUUUGCAGAGCGGGACGCAGCUGCUAAAGGAUCGUUCUUCCUGCCGGCAUCGACAUUGCAAACCGAUAUCUUGGCCGCCAAGGGCCUCGUGAACCUGGCAAUCAACCAGGUCACAAACCCGUCCGGAAAAUGCAAUCUGCUCAAUGCCGCCAUCCGAAGGGAAUGGUCGACUCUCUCAAAGCAGGAACGACGCGCAUACAUCGAUGCCGAACUGUGCUUGAUGUCCAAACCUUCACAAGACCCGAGCUUUGCAGCUGGAGCCAAGACGCGCUACGAUGACUUUGUGGCCGUCCACAUUAACCAGACCCUGUCAAUUCACGGGACUGCCAACUUUCUGUCGUGGCAUCGAUACUUCACCUGGGCCUUUGAGCAAGCCCUCCGGAACGAAUGCGGCUAUACCAGCUAUCAACCAUACUGGAACUGGGGGAAAUAUGCCUUCGACCCAUUGAACUCGCCUCUCUUUGAUGGCAGUGACGUGAGCAUGUCCGGCAACGGCGAAUACGCACCGCACAAUUGCACCCCUGCUCUGCCCUCGGGGUUGAACUGCAUUCCCCCCGGGUCUGGUGGCGGUUGUGUCAAGACCGGGCCUUUCAAGGACUACGUUGUCAACCUGGGCCCGGUGUCGCCGACUCUGGAAAUCCCCGGCAUCAUUGAUUACUCCAGCCCUGACCCGCUGGCCUAUAACCCUCGCUGCUUGCGCCGAGACAUCACAUCCUGGGUUUCCUCGAACUGGACCAAGGACUCGGACGUAUACGACCUCAUUACAAACUACAAAGACAUUAUAUCUUUCCAGAAUCGCAUGCAGGGAGACUUCCCUACCGGUUUCUACGGCGUCCAUACCGGUGGUCACUUCACCACUGCCGGUGAUCCCGGUGGUGAUCUCUUUGCGUCGCCAGCCGAGCCUACCUUCUUCCUGCACCAUGCCCAGAUCGAUCGCACAUGGUGGAUCUGGCAGAACCAAGACCUCAAGAAUCGCGCGAAGGCCUUUGGCGGCGGCACCUCCACGCUCGACCCGACCGGUAGCCCGCCUGGAAAAGUGACCGAUCCCAUCUACUUGGCGACUUUGGCGACUACCGUGCAAAACCAGGAUGUCUUCAGCACAACCGGGGGACCGUUGUGCUACAUUUACGUAUGA